AUGCAAUAAUCACUAUUCUUUCUUUCAGCUGAAAUGACAGCUAUGACAUAAUUCAAUGAAAAGACUCUAUUUAUUUACUAAAAUAUGUAAUUUCUUGAUAAGAAACUUAAAAUGAAAGUACCUAAACUUAACUUGGUUAUUACAACUCAUAGAUUAAUUUUCACUAAUAAUCCAAACAUAGAAUAAUUAAAAACAAAUGAUGCUUAAUUUGUCUAUUUAGUUGUACCCUUAUAACAUAUAAAAACAGUACAAACAAAAGUAUUAAAUAUUUUUUAUUUGAGACUGGAUUUCUAUCAUCAUAAAUAGAUCAUAUUAAUUUUGAAACUAAUUUAGGUGAUGUAUCCCUUUAUGGUGAUAAUCUAGAAGGACCACUCUUAUAAAUCAAAGGAAGUAUGGAAAAAAAGGAAUGGUUAAAAGUAUAAGAACAACAAUAAACAUAAUCUGUUUAUCGAGGUUUAAAAAGUGAAUUAGAUAAAAAAGAAAAAUAAACCUAAUAAACUAUUGAAACAGUUUAAAGCACAUUUAAAGGUGGAUUUGAAGAAUUAUUUAAAAAUGCUUCAGAGUUAAAGGAGAUAUCUUAAUAUAUCAAAUAAAAUAUCAAGAAAGGAGAAAAUAAUGAAAUUGAUGAAAUCUUGUCUAAAAUUGGUUAAUCAAGAUUAGAUAAGUAAUGAAUGAUAUAAUAUAAAAGGACUGAAGAUUAAUUUUAUGAAAAAUUGGCUGAAUAGGUUUAUAAAUUGUGUGUAGAAUUAUUUCCAAAGAUGGGUGGUAUAAUAUCAUUAUUAGAUGUCUAUUAUUAUUUUAAUAAAAAAAGAAAUUAAAAUUUAGUAAGUCCAGAAGAAAUAUUAAAAGCAGGAUUACAAUUUCAAAAGCUGAAUUAUCAAGCAAAAAUAGAGAGAUAUGAUGGUAUUUCAGUUUUUGAAUCAAGUAUAUUAAAAUAAUUAUUAAUUAAAGCACAAUAUAAUAUUGAUAAAGAUUAUGAAAAUACAUUAGGAAAAUUUAUAUCUUAUGAAGUUGGACUUACUGCAGAAUAAUUAGCUAAGAAAUUAGGAAUCUCUGUUAUGAUUUGUAAGAUUAAACUUAGAAAUGCUAUAAAUUAAGGAAAGGUUUGUGUUGAUAAUAGAAUUGAAGGUACUCGAUAUUUCUAAAAUUUAAUAAUAAAUAUUUGA
Messenger RNA from Paramecium sonneborni, 1166 nucleotides. NCBI's taxonomy places the organism in Eukaryota, Ciliophora, Oligohymenophorea, Peniculida, Parameciidae. The record is from the annotation of a GenBank genome assembly.